Molecule: messenger RNA, 3507 nt
Organism: Salarias fasciatus (jewelled blenny)
Lineage: Eukaryota; Metazoa; Chordata; Actinopteri; Blenniiformes; Blenniidae
Gene: ryk
Product: receptor like tyrosine kinase
Exons: 16
Coding region: 429-2318 (629 amino acids)
Biological process (GO): axonogenesis; protein phosphorylation; multicellular organism development
Cellular component (GO): signaling receptor complex; plasma membrane
Molecular function (GO): protein kinase activity; ATP binding
Source: RefSeq, a predicted model, not a curated record
GAAAAAGCAUCGGGACAGAGACCGCGGCCGGAGGGACAGCGCUGGAUGUAUGGGCUGCCCCCACGCUUACGAGCACCUCUAAAACAACACAGAACUUCUUCGGUUUCUGCCUGCACAGAGCGACGUGUCUGGAUGCCGCGGUGCGUUUCCCGGGGCUGGAAAACGUGUAAAUCUCAGCAGCGGCAGCGGCGGCUGUGACCGCGGACUGUUAGCACAGCCCGACUAAAGUUAGCCCGCUCCGGCUAACUUAGCCUGCCUCACUCCGGACCGAAAAAAAAGACCCGAAAAGUUUGAAAACAACAAAUAAGAGGAGUCCGAAGUGACGGCGCGGCGAGAACUUACUGGAAAUGUUGUCUCACUGGAUUAACUUGAGCUACGGAUGAGAAAGAAAUCGGCGGAGAGCGAGAAGAACAGAAGAGACCGCUGCCAUGUCGGGGCUGAUCCGCGGCUCCGGCUGCCCGUCGGAGUCUCGCGGCUCCCCGCACUCGCUGCCCCGGCGGUUCGGGGGCUUCUUCCUCCUGCUGCUGCUGGACGGGGCUUGCUGCCUCACCAGCCUGGGGAGCCCUUUAGGCGUCAAUCACAACAACAGCCCGAAUGUCAACAUCUACAUGAGUGUGGAGGAGGUGAAGAAGCUUUUAGGUCUAAAUGCAGAGCUGUACUACGUACGUGACGAUGUGGUGAACCAUUACGCGCUCUCCUUCAACAUGCCCGUGCCCACCGACACCAACAGCCUCUACUUCACCUGGUUUUCCAAAACAAAGGUGGACUAUAGACUUGCGUUUCACAUGGACAACCCUGCUGCUCUCAGCCAGCCACGGAGCAACAUCUCCACUCAGGGGGAGAUGCCUCGUACUCCCUCCGUCUUCAGAGUGGACAUGGUCUGCUCGGGCAAAGUCGAGGACGAAGCAUUUUUAACAAUGCAGCUCAACGUGACCAUCCAUGCCAGUAACUACACAGUGCUCAACUUCAAGAGGAGGAAAAUGUGCAACAAGAGAAUAGAUUAUGACCCAAAGAUUCCCACUCCUUACAACAACAACUCUCUUCGAUUGCCCGACUUAGAUGGGGUGGCGACCCCCACCACCUCCACACAGGUGUUCUACAUCAGCGUGAGCGUGUGCUGCAUCGUCAUCUUCCUCGUGGCCAUCAUCCUGGCAAUCCUGCACCUGCACAGCAUGAAGAGAGUGGAGAUGGAGGACAGUGUGAGUGAAAGUGGAAGUUCACAGGGUCUGUCUCAGCCGUCCACCCAGACCACGCAGUACCUGAGGGCCGACACUCCCAACAACGCAGCCCCAGUCACCAACAAUCACCCCGGUUCUGCACCCAUACUCCAGCUUGCCGCCACCUCCUUCCAAAACCCCGGUGCUCCCCCUCAUGAAACCAAAAGUUACCCGUCACUCCGCAUCGAGAAGAAUGACCUGCGCAGCGUCACUCUGAUGGAGGCCAAAGCCAAAGUGAAAGACAUCGCCAUCUCCAGGGAGCGAGUCACGCUACGGGAUGUUUUACAUGAAGGCACGUUUGGCCGCAUCUUCCAUGGCGUGCUGCUGGAUGAGAAGGACCCCAGCAAGGAGAAGCAGGUCUUUGUGAAGACAGUGAAGGACCAUGCGUCUGAGGUGCAGGUGACCAUGAUGUUGACUGAAAGCUGCAAACUUCGUGGACUCCAUCACAGGAAUCUGCUGCCCAUCAGUCACGUGUGCACGGAGGACGGAGAGAAGCCCAUGGUGCUGCUGCCCUUCAUGGCGUGGGGCAACCUCAAGCUGUUCCUGCGGCAGUGCAAGCUGGCCGAGGCGAACAACCCGCAGGCGGUCUCUCAGCAAGACUUGGUCUACAUGGCCAUCCAGAUCGCGUGUGGAAUGAGCUACCUGGCUCGCAGGGAGGUCAUCCACAAAGACCUGGCCGCUCGAAACUGUGUCAUCGACGACAGCAUGCAGGUGAAGAUCACAGACAACGCCCUGGCCCGGGACCUGUUUCCCAUGGAUUACCACUGUCUGGGGGACAACGAGAACCGGCCCGUCCGCUGGAUGGCUCUGGAGAGUCUGCUCAACAACGACUUCUCCAGCGCCAGUGACGUGUGGGCGUUUGGCGUGACGCUGUGGGAGCUGAUGACCCUGGGUCAGACGCCGUACGUCGACAUCGACCCCUUUGAGAUGUCUGCCUACCUGAAGGACGGCUACAGAAUAGCGCAGCCGAUCAACUGUCCGGACGAGCUGUUUGCAGUGAUGGCUUGUUGCUGGGCUCUGGACCCGGAGGAGCGGCCCAAGUUCCAGCAGCUGGUUCAGUGUCUCACAGAGUUUCACGCAGCGUUGGGCGCUUACGUCUGAAAACGACGGCGGCGGCGGCGCGGAGGGCUUUCGGACUCUGCUCGCGAGGAAUCCACGCCGCGAAAUGGUGCCUUAUCAGACGCGAGAUCAGACUUAAACCUGCCGAUUUUAUUUUGUACAGUUCUUUUGGAGUUUUUAUAUAGUUUUAAUACCUUUUUACAGCAUAGCAGUGUAAAAGGACUGUGGGGACAUGGCUGGUUGUGCUUGGAAAGCAUGUAGAGACUUCGUUGGCGCUGCCCUGCCCUCAUCAAGAGGAUCUGAACAGUUUGAGCAACACAUCCUCGUUUAUGGACGUUUUCGUGCCCUGGAACCAUUUGAGCCUCUGAGACGUCAGUAUUUUCUACAGUUUCCCUUCAGUGUAGUGAGACCGUGUAAAUUGUAGGUUUGUUUUGGGUGAGAGUAACUCCUCAGCACAAUGUUUUAGGUACCAAAGUAGACGUCACGGCCCUCUUUUGUCCAGUCGGUGUAACUGCAGUCAGUCAGCUCGGUACGAGAGGACGCUCCUGAAACGCGGCGGCGUUCCUCCAGACGGUACGCUGUUCCCCCGGGCGGCACGGAGGAGCUUCAGAGACCGUCCCACAUGUCGGCGGCGCCAGUGGCUCCUCUGAACAGCGUCCGGCGCCGUCCGCUGCUCCGGCGCCACCUUGAAAUGCGCCAAAGUUCACCUCAGUUGCACUGGAUGUUCGCAGCGGGACCAGCCGUUCACUCACCACAGCCUGGAGUUCUUAAAAAGAGAAAACUGUCAACUUUUGUUGUUUUCUGGCUGUUUGUUUACUUCAAAGCAACUUGUUUUUUUUUUUUUUUUUAAGUCUUUAAAAAUAGAAGUGUGGAAAACGCACCGAUCUGACUUCAGGAGGUCGGCGUGCUUUCGCUCCAUCUCCUCCCUCGUUUUGGGGUCAGAUGAACGAUGUCUGAAUUCAUGGAUUCUCAGCCGUUGGCGACUCUUCGCCUGCAGAGCAGAAGCUGAACGUCAGCUCUGCAAAGCUACCUACUUCACCAUGAUUUCAAAACCACGUCUGGGUUUCUGACACUGUCGAUUGAAUGCUAGCGCCUUCUUUCUUUCCCCCCUUUUCUUCUCUUUUCUUUUUUUUGUUUCGUACACUUCGUUUCCACUGCCACAGUCUGUCCCAGUACAGUGGUGUAUUACGGUCACAUUACAGGCCCAGUGAAAUAAAAGACACAAAUCUUU